This is a messenger RNA of Xenopus tropicalis (tropical clawed frog), 735 nucleotides long. Its product is annotated as latent-transforming growth factor beta-binding protein 4-like. Lineage: Eukaryota; Metazoa; Chordata; Amphibia; Anura; Pipidae. The coding region runs from base 1 to 735 and encodes 244 amino acids. The record is from RefSeq and is a predicted model, not a curated record. The transcript has a single exon.
AUGUGCGAGCGCUACCCAGGGUCCGGUAUGUGCGAGCGCUACCCAGGGUCCGGUAUGUGCGAGCGCUACCCAGGGUCCGGUAUGUGCGAGCGCUACCCAGGGUCCGGUAUGUGCGAGCGCUACCCAGGGUCCGGUAUGUGCGAGCGCUACCCAGGGUCCGGUAUGUGCGAGCGCUACCCAGGGUCCGGUAUGUGUGAGCGCUACCCAGGGUCCGGUAUGUGUGUGUGCUACCCAGGGUCCGGUAUGUGCGAGCGCUACCCAGGGUCCGGUAUGUGCGAGCGCUACCCAGGGUCCGGUAUGUGCGAGCGCUACCCAGGGUCCGGUAUGUGUGUGCGCUACCCAGGGUCCGGUAUGUGUGAGCGCUACCCAGGGUCCGGUAUGUGCGAGCGCUACCCAGGGUCCGGUAUGUGCGAGCGCUACCCAGGGUCCGGUAUGUGCGAGCGCUACCCAGGGUCCGGUAUGUGUGAGCGCUACCCAGGGUCCGGUAUGUGUGAGCGCUACCCAGGGUCCGGUAUGUGUGAGCGCUACCCAGGGUCCGGUAUGUGUGAGCGCUACCCAGGGUCCGGUAUGUGUGAGCGCUACCCAGGGUCCGGUAUGUGCGAGCCCUACCCAGGGUCCGGUAUGUGCGAGCGCUACCCAGGGUACGGUAUGUGUGAGCGCUACCCAGGGUCCGGUAUGUGUGAGCGCUACAAGGUCCGGUAUGUGCGAGCCCUACCCAGGGUCCGGUAUGUGUGA